AACUCACUGACUCCUGGUGAGAUCAGCUUUUCUGGAUCAGUGCAAAUGUGCAGCUAGGGAUCCAAAGUGAUCUGGAUGCUGUGGAAGUAAUGGACAAUUCACACGUUUAAGGUGGAAGCUUAUGAAACAGUGUUCCUGUUACAUAGCAGGAAGAGAAAAUGGAAGGCAACGGCUCCCUUUGCAUUCAGAGUUGGUCAACCAGACACGUGGCCAAGUGGCUGAAGCAAGAAGGCUUUUGCGAGUAUGUGGACGUUCUGUGUGACAAGCACCGUCUGGACGGGAUAACGCUCCUGACCCUGACGGAAUAUGACUUGCGGUCCCCUCCUUUGGAGAUCAAGGUUUUGGGGGACAUCAAGCGGCUGAUGCUGUCCAUCCGGAAGCUGCAGAAGCAUCACGUGGACAUUUUGGAGGAGCUGGGCUUCAGCAGCGAGAGCCCCAUCGGCUCCUUGUCCCCUGUCAUCGGCUGCGUCCAAGGCAGGGAGUGGUUUUGCAAUGGCGAGGCGCAGCAGCCGCGGGACUGCGAUGACUGUGAACCGGUGUCGGAGCUGAGCGCCGAGCAGUAUCAGUACACCAACGGGAAGGGCAAGCACACCCCGCGGCAGCUGAACCCCGAAUAUUGGAAGACGGCCCUGAGCUGCAUAUAUGUCUUCAUUGUGUUUGGCUUCACCUCCUUUGUCAUGGUCAUUGUGCACGAGCGCGUGCCCGAUAUGCAGACCUACCCACCGCUACCAGACAUCUUCCUGGACAGCGUCCCUAGAAUCCCGUGGGCUUUUGCCAUGACUGAAGUAUGUGGCGUGAUUCUCUGCUACAUCUGGUUGCUGGUCCUCCUCCUUCACAGGCACAGAUCGAUCCUUUUGCGGCGACAAUGCAGCCUGAUGGGGACUGUGUUCUUGUUACGUUGUGUAACAAUGUUUGUGACCUCACUGUCUGUGCCAGGACAACAUUUACAGUGUUCUGGAAAGUUAUAUGGCAAUGUGUGGGCAAAACUUCAGCGAGCCUUUGCUAUUUGGAGUGGAUUUGGCAUGACGUUAACAGGAGUACACACCUGUGGAGACUAUAUGUUCAGUGGCCAUACUGUUGUCCUGACUAUGCUGAACUUUUUUGUCACUGAAUAUACCCCAAGAAGCUGGAACUUUUUGCAUACGUUGUCUUGGGUGCUGAAUCUGUUUGGGAUCUUCUUCAUCUUGGCUGCUCAUGAACACUACUCCAUUGAUGUCUUCAUUGCCUUCUACAUCACUACGAGACUCUUCCUGUACUAUCACACCCUGGCGAACACAAGAGCCUAUCAGCAAAGCCGAAGAGCCAGGAUCUGGUUUCCCAUGUUCUCCUUCUUUGAAUGCAAUGUCAACGGCACCGUUCCAAAUGAAUAUUGCUGGCCCUUUUCAAAGCCAACCCUAUUGAAAAGAUUAAUCGGCUGAAAGACAUCCCGUUUAAUUCACAUCUCUAUGAAGCACUUGCAACUAACCUUCUUCAAGAAACGCUGGGCAAGGAAAGGGUUGUUUUCACCCACACCAUCAUCUCUUCUGGCCUUGUUCAUCCUCUCCUGGCUUAUAAGGUUCAGAAGAGACCAAGAACACAUUGUCAUUAAAAAGGAAAAAAAAAAGAA
Molecule: messenger RNA, 1606 nt
Organism: Pseudonaja textilis
Lineage: Eukaryota; Metazoa; Chordata; Lepidosauria; Squamata; Elapidae
Gene: SAMD8
Product: sterile alpha motif domain containing 8
Biological process (GO): ceramide biosynthetic process
Cellular component (GO): endoplasmic reticulum membrane; Golgi membrane; plasma membrane
Molecular function (GO): protein binding; sphingomyelin synthase activity; ceramide cholinephosphotransferase activity
Source: RefSeq, a predicted model, not a curated record